Papilio machaon (common yellow swallowtail) is the source of this 3083-nucleotide messenger RNA. It is a transcript of the gene Btl, whose product is annotated as fibroblast growth factor receptor homolog 1. Lineage: Eukaryota; Metazoa; Arthropoda; Insecta; Lepidoptera; Papilionidae. Gene Ontology annotation, biological process: protein phosphorylation; positive regulation of cell population proliferation; fibroblast growth factor receptor signaling pathway. Bases 258 to 2852 code for a protein of 864 amino acids. The transcript has 15 exons. Gene Ontology annotation, molecular function: fibroblast growth factor receptor activity; ATP binding. The record is from RefSeq and is a predicted model, not a curated record. Gene Ontology annotation, cellular component: membrane; signaling receptor complex.
CUCGCGGCGUGCGGACGCGAGUACGGAAAAUUCAUUUCAAUUUCUCACGAAAUUCGAAUGAGCGUAUCAUCGAACUCUUUGAUUUUGUGCCCGUGCUAUAUAGUGCAGUGUAUUGAAUUUUAUGUGUAGUUUUAAAUCGGACAUAAUAAUAUAUAUGACGAAGGAGUUUUUUUUGCGGAUGCCCAGCGGAAUAUUAUUCAUUCCAAGAAACUGAACCUAAUGGAUCCGAAUAAGACGAGUUGAAAUCGUCGUGAAAUAUGAAACGAGCCGACAUUGCGUUUUGGCGCGAAAUGUCAAUCGCUGUCACAUUAGUGCUCGCGACUUUGGCGGGAAUCGCUUCGGCCAGAGACAUCGUUCUAGAUGAUACUUACACGGUGAUCCAAGCAUCGACCAAUGAGAGAUUGCGCCUAGUUUGCGGAUUAAGGCCCAGAAGUCAAACGCAAGGGGUACGGUGGCAUUUUGAUGGCAAACCUUUGGAAGGUCAAAAUAAACCACGGAUUAUCUUACAAAGGCAAUGGUUAAGGAUAAAAGGAUUCAGAGCAAAGGAUGCAGGCGUAUAUACGUGUCAUAACGAUGAAGAGAAAGGAAGGGAAAUGAGUGUUACGAUCAAGCACAAGCCAGAUGUGGAACAAGACAAUUUAGAAGAAUAUCAAUCAGAUAUGGACAUGCAAAGACCGAUGCCAGAAAUAUUAGCACAACACGAAGCCGCUCCUUUAGUAGAAAACAAUACUUUAGAUGAAAAACCAACUGAUGUAAAGAGAUUGACAAAAAGUUUGAAAUACAGAGAAUAUGAUAUCAAAGACGAGGAUAUCGAUGAUAAGAGUGAAAAAGAACAUCCUAAUUAUGGUCACGUGGAUGAUACUAAAACAAAGUAUGCUCCUAAAUUCAAACAUCCCUCCAAAAUGUUCAAUAUGGAUAUGAAACCUGCUGGUAGUUCGAUAAGACUGAAAUGCGCUGCCGACGGAAAUCCUACACCAAACAUCACAUGGUUUAAAAACAACGGUACACCCAUUAUGAGAACGUACUUUCAACCGUCUUAUGGCAAAUGGUCUAUGACGCUGGACGAACUGACGAAAGCCGACAAUGGAAACUACACCUGUCUCGUCUGUAAUGAACUGGGCUGCAUCAAUCAUACUGUCAUACUUCAUAUACAAGAGCGUUUAUACGCAAAACCAGUGCUAACCCAAGGCGUAGUCAAUCAGACCAAAUUGGUCGGUGAGACGGCGAAGUUAAGCUGCGAAUUCCUUUCUGAUCUCCAUCCGUACGUGUUCUGGAUGUUUUUCACAAAUGACGAGUAUAAUUAUAAUGUCACCAUUGACACCAACGAUGGUGCCACCCAGGAGUCCAUUGUCUUCUACGACACAACUAAACUCAUGACGAGCGAAGACCCAUCGGAUAAACCUGAACAAUUGACGAUAUUCAAUGUGACAAAGGAGGACGAAGGCUGGUACGUCUGUGUUGCUCUCAACACUUUAGGUAACACCACAGCUAAAGGAUAUCUUUCAGUUGUUGAAUCAUUCCCGGCGCCAGAACCAAUAAAUCAUGGAAAGCACACGCUGUUCAUAAAUAUUUUAACAGCGGUGUUAGGUGCGAUGUUUUUAGUCGCAGCUUUGGUAGUCGUGAUGGUAUUCAAGAAGUUGAAGAGAGAGAAGAUUAAGAAACAACUGGCGAUUGAAACAGCGCGUGCGGUGAUUGUCACCCAUUGGACGAAAAAAGUGACGGUUGAAAAGCCACAGAUGAACGGAACACCCAGUACGACUGGUGAAGGUUUGUUAAUGCCGGUCGUGAAGAUAGAAAAACAGAAGUUGUCACAAGUGCAAGGCAACACAAGUGAUUCCAUGAUGAUGUCGGAAUAUGAACUGCCGGUAGAUAUAGACUGGGAAGUCCCCAGGGAGUCUCUGUCACUGGGCAAGAUUCUGGGAGAAGGGGAAUUCGGGAAAGUGGUCAAAGCUGAAUGCGUUGGGAUACUGAAGCCAGGAGUGCAGUCUGUGGUAGCCGUUAAAAUGUUAAAAGAGGGUCACACAGACGCGGAGAUGAUGGCUUUAGUAUCUGAGAUGGAGAUGAUGAAGAUGAUCGGGAAGCAUGUGAAUAUCAUUAACCUGCUCGGAUGCUGCACCCAGGACGGGCCUCUCUAUGUUAUUGUCGAGUACGCGCCAAAUGGAAACCUGAGGGAGUUUCUAAGGAAUCAUCGCCCGGGGAACAGAUACGAAUCACCAACAGAAGACUUAAAAGAGAAGAAAACUUUAACGCAAAAAGACUUGGUAUCAUUUUCCUACCAAGUAGCCAGAGGAAUGGAAUAUUUAGCGUCAAGACGGUGUAUCCAUAGAGACUUAGCAGCACGUAACGUGCUGGUCUCCGACGACUGUGUGCUAAAGAUCGCGGACUUCGGUCUCGCGAAGGACGUGCACAGCAACGACUACUACAGGAAGAAGACCGAGGGACGGUUGCCCGUGCGAUGGAUGGCACCAGAGUCACUCUAUCAUAAAGUAUUCACGACACAGACUGAUGUAUGGUCGUUCGGAGUGCUGCUGUGGGAGAUAAUGACGCUCGGAGGAACGCCGUACCCAACGGUGCCAGGACAAUACAUGUACCAGCAUCUUAGUGCAGGACAUCGCAUGGAGAAGCCGCCGUGCUGCAGCCUUGAAAUUUACAUGCUGAUGCGCGAAUGCUGGUCCUUCUCACCCGGCGACAGGCCAUCAUUCACAGAGCUGGUGGAAGACUUGGACAAAAUACUAACCGUGACUGCAAACCAGGAAUAUCUCGACUUAGGUUUACCCCAACUUGAUACACCACCGUCUAGUUACGAUGGAUCCGGUGACGAAAGUGACAGCGAAUUUCCGUUCAUAAAAUAGUUCAGUCUUUGUGGAGUUUGAUUAAAACUCCCUUGGUCUGCGUUUAUAUCGAUGUUAGUACAUCCAUUGAUGCGUCUUUAUAACGCCUAUAUUUGGAGGAACAAGCAAUGUAUUUUUAUAUUGCGUAAUUAUACGUAAUAUAUUGUCAAAGAUAAGUCUGAAUAAAAGGAAAGUUGUGAUAAAUCUAACGCCUUUAUUCAUCGUGUAAAUAAAAUCGAAAAGUACUGUACA